UCUGGUUCUUAAUCCUUAGAAUGAAGCUGUGUUUUUUCUUCACGGUGCUUGCUGCAUCGAUUGCCAGCUCUGAAGCUAAGCAAAAUGUGACAUGCGGAUUGCCGAUUGCCUUUAACGAAAAAAAGCCCUGCAAGGGAAAAGAACUAGCUUGGUCUUAUGAUUGGCUAACCAAGAAAUGCGUUGCGUUCGUCCAUAAAGGUUGCCACGGAAAUCGAAAUCAAUUUAAAAAGAGAAAGGAAUGUGCGGAAAAGUGCAAGGUUGAACAGACUAAACUUACAACCACCGUGAAACCAAAAAAAGGUUAAUCGACAUCAUAUGCACAUAUAUAUUGGUCAUAGAUAUCAAUAAAACACAUAUAUGAUAAAAGCCGAAA
This is a messenger RNA of Drosophila novamexicana, 373 nucleotides long. RefSeq names its product kunitz-type serine protease inhibitor homolog delta-dendrotoxin-like. The record is from RefSeq and is a predicted model, not a curated record. NCBI's taxonomy places the organism in Eukaryota, Metazoa, Arthropoda, Insecta, Diptera, Drosophilidae. The transcript is spliced from 2 exons. Gene Ontology annotation, molecular function: serine-type endopeptidase inhibitor activity. The coding region runs from base 21 to 305 and encodes 94 amino acids.